AGGCCUCGCGGACUCAGUUGAGCGGGUCCGCCCGUUGCGUCCUGGCUGCCUGCAGCAGCACGCACUCGCAGCGCCCUCUGUCUGCUCUGUCACAACGCGGGGAGGAAGAGCAGGAGGAGCGCCCGGCGGUGACGACGUUGGUGACGACGCAUCCGUGACAGCGGUGACGGUGUUCGGCCAGCCGCCGCACCCCGGGACCGGCCCAGGCGACACCCUGGGCCCAUGAGCCCGACGCUCGGCGCCUUGGCGCGCGCUCGGCUCCACGUCACCCUCAAGGCCAAGGGCCGUGGACCAGCCGACCUCUGACGGCCUCGUCGGGGCGUCGAGCCAACUCACACUCGGGGGCUGCUCGGCUGAGCAGCUGAGCCCACCGGGACCGGCCGAGGACCGGGUGAGUUGAGUUCACCAUGGGCGACGGCAGUGGAGCCCAGGGACUCCCCUCGUCACCUCCACCGUGUCAGGGGGAGGGACUCAACAAUGGACUUCUCAUGGGGGGCGGCCCUUACGUGUCGUACGGCAUCGCUGGCGGCCAGGGCCUCCACGGCGCGCUCGUCAAGAAGGUCCCCAACGACAAGAGCAGCUACCUGUCCGUCGGGGCGGCUGAACUGGGGCUGGCGGGCCCGCUUCCCAUGGGCUCUGGCCAGGGCCCGGGGGGCACGUCCCCGGGGUCGGUGGCUAGCGGUGGCAGCAGCGGCGGCGGCGUUGCCGGCGGCAAGGCACCCAUCACGCUGAGCAACCUGCCGCGCAGGCCGCCCGUCGCCAUACAGUUCAAUGGCCUCGCGUACUCCGUGUCCGAGGGGCGCAAGAGAGGCUACAAGACGCUACUGAAGACGGUGAGUGGCGUCUUCUGGUCCGGCGAGCUCACGGCCAUCAUGGGCCCGUCCGGGGCCGGUAAGAGCACGCUGAUGAACAGCCUGGCCGGGUACAGGACGUCCAACCUGAGCGGCAGCGUGCUCGUCAACGGGCGGCCGCGCAACCUGCGGCGCUUCCGCAAGAUGUCGUGCUACAUCAUGCAGGACGACCAGCUGCUGCCGCACCUCACCGUCCGCGAGUACAUGACCGUGUCGGCCAACCUCAAGCUCAGCGACGACAUCGGCGCCCCGGCCAAGCGACGCGUUGUGGACGAGCUGCUGGAGACGCUGGGUCUGUGCGAAUGCCAGGACACGCGCACGGGAAACUUGUCGGGUGGCCAGCGCAAGAGACUGUCCAUCGCCCUGGAGCUGGUCAACAACCCCCCUGUCAUGUUUCUGGACGAGCCGACCAGCGGCCUGGACAGCUCGUCCUGCUUCCAGUGCCUGACGCUGCUCAAGUCGCUGUCCCAGGGCGGGCGCACCAUCAUCUGCACCAUCCACCAGCCGUCCGCGCGCCUCUUCGAGAUGUUCGACCAGCUGUACGCGCUCGCCGAGGGCCAGUGCAUCUACCAGGGCUCGGUGCACGGCGUCGUGCCGUUCCUCGCUUCCAUGGGGCUCGAGUGUCCGAGCUACCACAACCCGGCCGACUUCGUCAUGGAGGUGGCGUGCGGCGAGCACGGCGAGCACGUCCCCAAGCUGGUGACGGCCGUGACGAACGGCAAGUGCAACAACCUGUACCAGACAGGACACUCGGCGCAGCCAGGUCAGCCCGGCUCGGGCGCCAACACUUGCGACUGUGGUCUGUCCGUGAGCAGCGCUCCUGGUGGCGGGGAGAGCUGCAACAGCUGCAACAGCUGCGCGCAGUCGGCCACCACGCUACUCGACUCGUCGGACGAGUCGCUGAGCGGCGGCCAUUUCCCCACCUCGACGGCGACGCAGUUCUGCAUCCUCCUCAAGAGGACCUUCCUCUCCAUCAUGAGAGACCAGACCCUGACGCUGUUCCGCCUGAUCUCGCACCUCACGGUGGGUCUCCUCAUCGGCGUCAUCUACUACGGCAUCGGGGAUGAGGCGUCCAAGGCCAUGAACAACGCGGGCUGCAUCUUCUUCACCGUGCUCUUUGUCAUGUUCACCGCCAUGAUGCCCACCAUCCUGACGUUCCCGAUGGAGAUGUCUGUAUUCGUGAGAGAGCAUUUAAACUACUGGUAUUCCCUGAAAUCAUUCUACCUCGCCAAAACGGUCGCUGACCUCCCCUUCCAGCUCGCCUUCUCGGUGGUGUACGUCUGCAUCGUGUACUUCAUGACGGCGCAGCCCAUGGAGGCGGACCGCUUCUUCAUGGUGCUGCUCAGCUGCCUGCUCACCUCUCUCGUCGCGCAGAGCCUCGGCCUCCUCAUCGGGGCCGGCAUGUCGGUGGAG
Molecule: messenger RNA, 2264 nt
Organism: Frankliniella occidentalis (western flower thrips)
Lineage: Eukaryota; Metazoa; Arthropoda; Insecta; Thysanoptera; Thripidae
Product: ATP-binding cassette sub-family G member 4-like
Cellular component (GO): plasma membrane
Molecular function (GO): ATP binding; ABC-type transporter activity; ATP hydrolysis activity
Source: RefSeq, a predicted model, not a curated record